CUUCAGGUCCCAGAAUUCAUAGUGUAAUGUUACGCAAAGCACGUUCCUACGUCCUUGAUAAGGUUAUGUAAGGAAGGGCACAUCAGAACAACCUGCUAACAUAGGAACGGAGGUAGCCAAAGCCUGAAAAUGUCCACGAUGGCAGCCGCUAGUUGCGAUGGCACCCCAGCCUUGGAAAGUACGGAGGAGAAGAAACCUCUCAAGCCGUGCUGUGCAUGUCCUGAGACCAAGAAAGCCAGGGAUGCUUGCAUUAUAGAGAAAGGCGAAGAAAGCUGCACCGACCUGAUUGAGGCACACAAGGACUGCAUGAGGGCACUUGGAUUUAAGAUCUAAUUUAAUCAUGCGUGGUUUGUGAGAAUGAAAUGCGUGUGUGCUGUGGGUGACUUGUCUUUAAGGAGUGUGGAACCCUAAUCAGAUACUUAUUUAUACCUGUGUUUGAAGGGAAGGCUGUGUGUCACUUGGUUUUUUUUUGUUUUGUUUGUUUUUUUUAAUGGAUUUUUUGUUUUUUCUUAAUUAUUGUGUUCUCACAAUUCCUGGGAAAUUUCUUUACAAAAAUAUAAUGUUUCCUCUGAUUGGAAUGAAUUAAAAUCCUAUGCAAUGUG
This is a messenger RNA of Anguilla anguilla (European eel), 602 nucleotides long. RefSeq names its product cytochrome c oxidase copper chaperone. The coding region runs from base 130 to 333 and encodes 67 amino acids. The record is from RefSeq and is a predicted model, not a curated record. Gene Ontology annotation, molecular function: copper chaperone activity; copper ion binding. The transcript is spliced from 4 exons. NCBI's taxonomy places the organism in Eukaryota, Metazoa, Chordata, Actinopteri, Anguilliformes, Anguillidae. Gene Ontology annotation, biological process: mitochondrial respiratory chain complex IV assembly. Gene Ontology annotation, cellular component: mitochondrial intermembrane space.